Trypanosoma cruzi is the source of this 528-nucleotide messenger RNA. Its product is annotated as mitochondrial DEAD box protein, putative. The transcript has a single exon. The annotation marks the transcript as partial. Gene Ontology annotation, molecular function: RNA binding; RNA helicase activity. The record is from RefSeq and is a predicted model, not a curated record. Gene Ontology annotation, cellular component: nucleolus. Gene Ontology annotation, biological process: rRNA processing. Lineage: Eukaryota; Euglenozoa; Kinetoplastea; Trypanosomatida; Trypanosomatidae.
AUGAUUUUUGUAGAACGUCAAACUGAUACGGAAAAUGCGGCUUAUCUGCUUGCGAAAAUGUUGGGUAUACACAUCAGAAACAUUGGCAUGAUUCACGGUGGGAUGCAGCAACGGCAACGGGAUUACAUCAUGAACGGAUUUAAACAUAGUCAAACCCGUAUACUUGUGGCGACUGAUGUUGCAUCGCGCGGUAUCGAUUUUCCUGACGUGACAUGUGUUGUCAACUUUAUUGCGCCAAAAAGCAUUGAUAGGUAUUGCCAUCGAAUAGGGCGUACAGGAAGAGCUGGCCGCACAGGAGAUUCAUUCACAUUUAUUGGUCACUCUGACGGCUGCUUGGCAAAAGAUCUUGUGGGUUACUUGAAAAAAUGUGGGAUGGAGGUUCCGCAAAAACUCUUAGAUAUUGCUGGGAAAUACGUUCAAUAUGAAGAGCAACGUCAUUUGAGGCGUUCGUGGAGUGGACGAUCUGGACGAGGUUUCAAACGUCAGAAGCAAGAUAGCCCUGCGCCCUAUCAGAGUAGCAGCUGGUAA